AUGAACGUCAAAAGAUGUGAAAUUGAUGGAUACGAAAUCCCAGCAAAAACCAGAGUGGUAGUGAAUGCGUGGGCAUUAGGAAGAGACCCCAAGUACUGGAACGAUGCGGAGAAGUUUAUACCAGAAAGAUUUGAGGAGAGCUCAUUUGAUUUCAAAGGGAACAAUCUGGAAUACGUACCUUUUGUUGCAGGAAGGAGAAUAUGCCCCGGCAUGUCAUUCGGAUUGGCAAACGUAGAGCUUCCGCUUGCUAUGCUUCUGUAUCAUUUUGAUUGGAAAUUGCCAAACAGGAUGAAACAUGAAGAUUUGGAUAUGACAGAGUCCUUUGGCGGCACUGUAAGAAGGAAACACCCUUUGCAUUUGGUUCCCAUUGUUAAACGACCUUUGCCUGCAAGUGCCUGA
Messenger RNA from Salvia hispanica, 399 nucleotides. Lineage: Eukaryota; Viridiplantae; Streptophyta; Magnoliopsida; Lamiales; Lamiaceae. The record is from RefSeq and is a predicted model, not a curated record.